CUGGUUUGCUGGUUACUUCCCCCUUCCCCUCUCUCCCGGCUAUAGCAGGGUCCAAGCUGCCUGCGAGGGACGGGGCGAGAUUGGCUGCGGACUGUACAGAUCAGCCAAAGAACGAAGUAGUCUCUCUCUCUCUCUCUCUCUCUCUCUCUCUCUCUCUCUCACACACACACACACACACACACACACACACUCAAAACUCGGACCUGCCGCACCACGGCCACUCCAAUCCCUGGAAAAGGCAAUCGAGCGCCCUCCGGACCGCUGCGCGCACCCGGGCUCCGGCAGUGCGCCCGAAGCUGGUGUUUUCCCCAGCGCCGCCGCUUAGGCUGGCUGUUCUGGAAGAUAAAGAGGGGAGGGAGGAUAGAGACAGAUCCUGAAAACACCCCGGCCACACACGCCGCGACUGAAGCUCUUUCUCGGCGUACCAGUGAGGACGGCUCCAGCAGCGCCCUGCCCCGGGGAGGUCCGCGCGGCUGCCCGGGAAGAGCCCACCUGCCGGUCCGAGAUCGGCCAGGGCAAAAAGCGCGACUUGCCGGUGUCCUGCUCAAGCAGUGCCUGGAGCUCCCGGCGCCCUCGCCCCGGCUAAUUUGAAGUUCAACCCUCGGCUCUGUCGCGGGCCCCUCGCGCCCUCGGCGUGUCCCCCCGCCACGCGGGGAGCGGACGCGCGGCGCCGGGACGUCGCUAUGGCUGGGGCGCUCUGGCUGCUGUGCCUGUGGCUAGGCUGCUUCUGCGUGAGCCUGGCGCGGGGAGAGGGACUGACGCGCAGUGUCCCGGAGCCGCACAGGGCUGUUCCAGGAGACCGCACGGCAGGUGGUGGCCCCGGCCCCGUGCUGCAGCCACACGACAAGGUGUCGGAGCACAUGCUGCGGCUCUAUGACAGGUACAGCGGCGGCGGCAGGGCCGAGGCGGAAGGGGCGCCGCGGUCCUCCGAGCAGGGCUCUCAGCCCCUGCGCCCCCCACCCCUGCGCGAAGGCAACACGGUUCGCAGCUUUCGAGCGGGAGCAUCAGGAACCCUUGGAAGCAAAGGACUACACAUCUUUAACCUGACUUCUCUAACCAAGUCUGAAAACAUUUUAUCUGCCACACUGUAUUUCUAUGUUGGAGAGCUAAUAAACAUCAGCCUGAGUUGUCCAGCAUCCCGAGGAUGCUCACCUCAUGCUCAGAGGAAACACGUUCUGAUUGAUCUCUCUGCGUGGAUCCUCAAAUCUGACAGAAACCAAAGUCAACACCUCGGUCACCUUUCAGUAGAUGUAGCCAAAUCUCAUCGAGACCUUGGGUCCUGGCUGUCUAAAGACAUCACUCAGCUCUUGAGAAGGGCCAAGGAAAAUGAAGAGUUCCUCAUAGGAUUUAACAUUACCUCCAAAGGACACCAGCUGCCAAAGAAGAUGUUGCCCUUCCCCGAGCCUUAUAUCUUGGUGUAUGCCAACGAUGCUGCCAUUUCUGAGCCGGAGAGUGUGGUAUCAAGCUUGCAGAGGCACCGGAAUUUCCGCAUUGGAGCUGUGCCUAGACCGGACGGCCAUAUCAAGGCUGCCCUUUCUACUGAACGGAGAAGGAAGCGCUCGGCUGGGGUCCUGCUGCCUCUGCAGAACAACGAGCUUCCUGGGGCAGAAUAUCAGUAUAGGGAGGAUGGGGUAUGGGAGGAGAGAAAGCCUUACAAGACCCUUCAGACUCAGGCCCCAGAGAAGACUAAAAACAAAAAGAAACAGAGAAAGGGACCCCCCCAGAAGAGCCAGACUCUCCAGUUUGAUGAGCAGACCCUGAAGAAGGCCAGAAGAAAGCAAUGGAUUGAACCGCGCAAUUGUGCCAGGCGGUACCUUAAAGUGGACUUUGCGGAUAUUGGCUGGAGUGAAUGGAUCAUCUCCCCCAAAUCCUUCGAUGCCUAUUAUUGCUCCGGAGCAUGCCAGUUCCCCAUGCCAAAGUCUUUGAAGCCAUCAAACCAUGCUACCAUCCAGAGUAUAGUGAGAGCUGUGGGCGUCGUUCCUGGAAUCCCUGAGCCUUGCUGUGUGCCAGAGAAGAUGUCCUCACUCAGUAUCUUAUUCUUUGAUGAGAAUAAGAACGUGGUACUUAAAGUGUAUCCUAAUAUGACAGUAGAGUCUUGUGCUUGCAGAUAACCUGGCAAAGAACUCAUCUGGGUGCUUAAUUCAAUCAUUACUUUAUUUAAUGGACUCUCCCCCCCACCCUUGUUUUGCACUGCCAAUGCAUUUCAUCCCAAAAGAUCUUUUAUAGUCAAAGAGAAUGAGCAGACAGACUGACGAUUUCCAUCAAGGAGAACUGGACUGUGUUUGUCUCUGAAUGUAACUAAAUGCAAGAUUUUCGUAACUAUGGACAUUUAUUUCUUUUUUAAAAAAAUUCACAAAGGAAAAAUGAUCACUCAAACUCUUUUUCAGAGCUGAGGACACACUGAUUUAUUUUUGUAAGGAGCUUUGAAAAUAGGUUGGAAAAACACCAAUAGCUUAUCACUUAUCUCUACUCAUAGAGAAUAGAAAUUUUUCAUAUUUUGAAGUAGAUUUAUUGCCAUAGAUUCCUGAGCGACUCAGCAAGUGCUAAAUAACCCAACCAACUUUUUUGUGUAUCUUCAAAUCUGUUAAGACUCUUGUUUACCUGUGUUUUUCCUCCAUGUGUAAUUGUAUGAAUAGGUGAGUGGAGAGUGUGGGCUGAGUGUUAAGAGUAUAUGUAUGUGUGUACAUUGCCAGGUGCCUGUCCCCUCUCUAGGAAGGUUUGCUUAACAUGGUUUUAUAGUUCAAUCUACACAGGAUUCUUUGUGUUUUCCAUUUCAUGUUCUGGCAAGCACCAUUCAAUUAUAAGAACUUUACCAAAAAGGACAGAGUGAUCCAAGAGCAUAUGCAGAGAGUUACCACUUGGCCCAGCCAUUUAAUUUGAAAUACAGUUGUUUUCAUUUCAUUGCCUCCUAGAAAAGGGAACCUGCAGCCCACUUUUCAAAAACCCACAUGUACUUCCUCUUCUUUUUCACGAAUACCUUCAUUUGUUCUUUUAAAUUGAAUUCAAAAAUUCAAUUAAAUUUUUUAAAUUAAAUAAAAAUUUGGGUUCUCUUGAUAUGCUUUUACUUCUUAUGAAGCAAUCCAUAACUACCUGAGGCUCAAAAACGGAUGGAAUAUUGGAGGUUUCUUGAAAUGACCAAAUUAAUCACCAUCACGUGUUGAAUAUCAUUCUUCAGCCACGUCCAGGUCCAGGCACCUUUUCACAUGUAUCAAGGUUCAGCCAUGAAAUCUACUUUAGCAAAGCUCACUAAAAAUUAUUCACCAAAAAAAGGAAGUCAAAUAUAGACACUUUGUUUUUUUCCCCACUUCCACUUGUCACAACUAUCCUCUUACGCCUUGCCCUAGAAAACAUGUUUCAAAAAUCUCUCUUUCUCCGAAUUCGCAUGUGUGACAACGAUGUUUUCAGACCAUGGGUUGUUGUUGAUGUCCUAUCUGUGGCCAACCCUCCUCUUGGUUGAGUCUCUGCUGACGAGAGACAACUAAGCCAUUUCAGAGGCUGUGAAGUAUCAGAAGGCGUGGGGUUUUGUUCUGUGUCUACCUAGAGCUACCUAUCGUGGUUCAUCAUGUAAUAAAUAUUUAGUGAGCA
Messenger RNA from Herpailurus yagouaroundi (jaguarundi), 3585 nucleotides. RefSeq names its product bone morphogenetic protein 3 (gene BMP3). Gene Ontology annotation, cellular component: extracellular region. NCBI's taxonomy places the organism in Eukaryota, Metazoa, Chordata, Mammalia, Carnivora, Felidae. The record is from RefSeq and is a predicted model, not a curated record. Gene Ontology annotation, molecular function: cytokine activity; growth factor activity. Gene Ontology annotation, biological process: osteoblast differentiation. The coding region runs from base 684 to 2111 and encodes 475 amino acids. The transcript is spliced from 3 exons.